GGGCGGGGCCGCUGCCGGAUCUUGCGGAGGGGCGGACCGGGGGCGGUGGCCCAGCGGGGCGCGCUCGGCCCCUGAGGUGCGGGAGUUCAGAGCGCGUCGGCUUAGCUGGCGGCUACGGCAGAGAGGCGUGCGGGUCGGGAUGUCAGAACAGCCUACGAUCCCGGAGCAGAGCGCGCCGGACUCGCGGCGCGCAGGCUUCGUGCUGGGGAUGGACGUAGGCAGCUCGGUGAUUCGCUGCCACGUCUAUGACCGCGCGGCACGGAUCUGCGGCUCCAGCGCGCAGAAGGUAGAAAGUCUUUAUCCUCAGGCUGGCUGGGUUGAAAUUGAUCCUGAUAUUCUCUGGCUUCAGUUUGUUGCUGUAAUAAAAGAAUCUGUCAAAGCUGCAGGAAUAGAAAUGAAACAAAUUGUUGGUCUUGGCAUUUCAACACAGAGAGCAACUUUUAUCACAUGGGACAAGAAAACAGGAAAGCAUUUCCACAACUUCAUUAGUUGGCAAGACCUAAGAGCUAUUGAACUUGUAAAAUCUUGGAAUAAUUCUCUUUUAAUGAAGCUCAUACACAGUUCCUGCCGAGUACUGCACUUUUUCACUAGAAGUAAACAAUUUCUAGCAGCCAGUUUGUUCACUUUCACAACUCAGCAUGUUUCUUUGAGAUUGGCCUGGAUUUUGCAGAACCUGACUGAGGUGCGAAAGGCAGUGGAGGAAGAAAAUUGCUGCUUUGGGACUGUUGAUACCUGGCUGUUACAUAAGCUCACAAAAGGUUCUGAAUUUGCCACGGAUUUUUCAAAUGCCAGCACAACUGGACUUUUUGAUCCAUAUGAGAUGUGUUGGAGCAAGAUCAUUACCUCCCUGCUUUCAAUCCCGCUGUCUCUCCUGCCUCCUGUGAAGGAUACGAGCCACAAUUUUGGAUCAGUAGAUGAAGAGAUAUUUGGUGUGCCUAUACCAAUAGUGGCCUUGGUCGCUGACCAGCAAUCAGCCAUGUUUGGAGAAUGUUGCUUUCAGACGGGAGAUGUGAAGUUAACCAUGGGGACUGGGACAUUUUUGGAUAUUAAUACUGGAAAUAAGCCUCAACAGAGUGUUGGAGGCUUUUAUCCAUUAAUUGGGUGGAAGAUCGGACAAGAAGUGGUGUGCUUAGCUGAAGGCAACGCGGGGGACACAGGCACUGCCAUAGCGUGGGCUCAGCAGUUAGAUCUGUUCACAGAUGCUGCUGAAACUGAAAAAAUGGCCAAAAGCUUGGAAGAUUCUGAAGGAGUUUAUUUUGUUCCAUCUUUUAGUGGAUUGCAGGCUCCAUUAAAUGACCCCUGUGCAUGUGCCUCUUUCAUGGGUUUGAAGCCUUCCACCAAUAAAUACCACCUUGUCCGAGCAAUCUUGGAGUCUAUAGCUUUCAGAAACAAACAGUUAUAUGAGAUGAUGCAGAAAGAGAUCCAUAUUCCUGUAAGAAAAAUUCGGGCAGAUGGAGGAGUUUGUAAGAACAGUUUUGUGAUGCAGAUGACUUCAGACCUGAUCAAUGAGACUAUAGACAGACCCGUCCACAUUGAUAUGUCAUGCUUAGGCGCAGCUUCUCUAGCUGGCCUUGCUGUUGGGUUUUGGAGUGACAAGGAGGAGCUAAAGAAACUGAGGCAAAGUGAAAUGGUUUUCAAGCCCCAGAAGAAAUGGCAAGAAUAUGAAAUGAAUAUGGGGAACUGGGUCAAAGCCGUGAAACGCUCCAUGAAUUGGUAUAAGACGUAACACUGGUGGAAUGGCUGAAACCACGGAGGGCUGAUCGUCGUGAUGUGCAGCUGAGCCAAAACUCGGGAAUAACAACGAGACCGACCGUGACCGAGAGGAGGCUUAAACUGAGCUUUGCAACCCCAGAGAAAAAGCCCUGCUUUUUGUAAAACAAAACAAAAUACCCAUUAAAAAAAAAAAUCUAAACCUUGGUGAGAGAUUGUAAGGCAACAAUACCUCAGAAUUUCUAAAUCUUCGUUUUGUACCAAAUUCCAAAGGACAUUAGCCAUUUCCAACUAUGUUUUGACUCUCACGGGCCCUCCUCCUUUUUGUACUGGGCCUCCUUUUUGUACUGGGCCUCCUUUUAAUUACAAUGAAAGUAAUUGUUUAUUGUCUGAGUUCAUGAUUCCAGGUUUGUUCCAAAAUGAUGUGGAAAGUGUUCCCUUAAUUCUUUAAAAUUGAGUGAGGUACUCAAAGUCCAUAUAGAUAGAAAGAAAGAAAAUGACUGAGGAAACAGGGAAUUUUGAAACAUCAAUAUUUUUUGUUGAAAGCCAUAAUUGUUCAAUGUUGUAUCCAAUAUUAACUCAAUAUGUCUCUCUCAGAUAGGCUUACUUGAUGGCCAGUUGUUUCCUUUAUUGAGCUUAAAGGCACUGCCUUAAUUUUCCCUUGUUUAACUAAAAUCUGAGCUUUUUUUAUAUAUUGCGAAACUCUGAAAAAAAUAAUUUUAGUUAAUACAACCAAAAAGGUUAUCGAUUCAUAAGGAACAAGAAAGUACUAGGUUGGCCAAAAGUUUCCAUAACAUUUUAUGGAAAAACCUGAAUGAACUUUUUGGCCAGCCCAAUACUUCUCAGAUAGCAUUUCUUUCAAAAACUUCUGCCUGAAGUAUAACAUCUCAUUUUUUAUAAAAUGCAGGUAGUAGAUACAAAUCUUGCCUUUCUUCUCCUGUUCCUUAUUUGUUGAGAUGCUAGUGUAAACAUCUUUUGUUUUUAUUAAGUGCCUGGUUGACAGAGCUUCCUUUGAAGACAGUGCCCUAAUUGAUUGGCGACUCAAGAAUUGCCUUCACUGGGGUAUUUUACUUGUGUGUUGGUGUCUUAUUUUAGCCCAGUCUACUCAUCUCACCAAGAUCGCUGCUGACAGGGGAUGGGAAUGCAGUUGUGCUAGUGACUGACCCUCACACACUGAGCCAGAGGUCACAGGGAGGAGCCAGGGAGAGGUCUCCAUUGUCAGACUCUCUUUAUGGAAACAGGGUAGAGAGGUGAGUGUUGUGAGAAGCUUCAGGCCGGGUGUAAAGUCGUCCUAAGACAAGUUGAUCACCUUCCAGCAUCUUCUCCUGUUAUCUGCCCCUCCCUACUUGUGGACUGGGUUCCUUUUUUUUUUUAAUUGGCGUAUGAUUGAUUUACAAUGUUGUUAGUUUCUGCUGUACAAUGAAGUGAAUCAGCUGUCUGUAUACAUAUAUACAUAUAUCCCCUUCCUCUUUGACCUCCCUCCUUUCUCACCCCAUCCCGAGUUCCUUUUAGAUUUGUAGUAAUAAUGUAUUUCCCUCUUAGUCAGACUUUAUCCCAUAAAGUCCUACAGUUACAGAGCUAGCUGCUAGAUAAUGUAAUCAAAGAAGUGACUAUUUUUCUUUCUUUUUAAAAUUUUAAAUUCAUUUAUUUUUUAAUUAAAGCAUAAUUGCUUUACAGAAUUGUGUUGGUUUCUGCCAGACAUCAACAUGGAUCAACCAUAGGUGUACAUUGCCCCCUCCCACCUCCCUCCCCAUCCCACCCCUCUAGGUUGAUACAGAGCCCCAGUUUGAGUUCCAAAUUGUGCAGCAAAUUCCCAUUGGCUGUUUGUUUUCCAUAUGGUAAUGAAGAAGUGACUUUCUUAGAGAAUUUUGCUGUUGCUAUCACAUAUGUCCAUCUCAGAGACAGACAGUGAAGUCAAAGUCGCUCGGUCAUGUCCGACUCUUUGCAACUCCAUGGACUAUACAGUCCAUGGAAUUCUCCAGGCCAGAAUACUGCAGUGGGUAGCUUUUCCCUUCUCCAGGGAAACUUCCCAAUUCAGGGAUCAAACCCAGGUGUCCUGCAUCGUAGGAGGAUUCUUUUGCAGCUGAGCCAUGAGGGAAGCCCAAAAUAGUCAGAGUCAGAGACAGAUAAGAUCACAGAUAUUGGAUUUGGAAAUAUUUUUGUUAAACGAAGGUGUUUUGUUUACAAUAAUAAAUCAGCUCCCUUAUGUAGAUAAUAUUUUCAUUCUUUCAGUUUCUCACAUCCUUUUUUUUUUUUUUUACAAACUUAGUGACCAAUUAUAAGCUUUCUUAUAGAAGUCAUUUGAAAGCUGCUCUGUUGUUUUGCUAUUCCUUAUUGACUGCUUCUCAGAGGGUAUGAUUUCCAUAGGAAAUCAUUCUUUUUGUAUUAGGAUAUAAUGCAUUGUAAUAUUAUUAACACCUAAGUGUUUGUUAGUUUAUUCAUUUUCCACAUUAUUCUUUCUUAUCAUAAAAUCACAAAAUAAAGGAGAAAUAUAUUUUAAUAAUGGGUACAGGAAAAUAAUUUUGAAUAUCUUUGACUGGAGUUGAGCAUCUCCUCAAAAAUCACUAAGUUUUUUCUUCUGUUAGUUUAGGAGAUAAUCUUUUAUUUUUAGUAUCUCUGGCUUUUUUCUUAGGAACGGAGUUAUUUAAUUUUUUGUCAGAUUUGAUCUAAAUCACAAACGUGACCACAUUGGUUUCUGUGGUUGUAGAAACUGUUGAUUAUCAAAAUCAAUUGAGCAAAAAUAUUGUCCUAUCUUUCUAGUUUAUUUGUCAUGUGUAUGCUGAUAAUUGAAGUUAAAACUAUUUCUGUGUUAAUAUUUCUCAGCAUGUUUUAUUUCCUCACUAUGGAUCUACUAGAUCCAUAGGAGAGCUGUAGCUAUCUUGUCAAGGAGGAGAAUCUUACUGUACAGUCCUUCUUAAAGUGGUUCUAAAUGCUUUUAUACUCUAGACUUACUGAUUUUUAAAUUUUUUAAUAUCCAACCACACCUUGGCUUCUCAGCCUCAGCAUCAUUGACAUUUGAGGGCAGAUAAUUCUUUGUUUUGGGGUGCUGUGUAUUAUAUGAUGUUUAGUAGCAGAUCCCUGAGCUUCACCCUCUAGCAUCUCUCUACUUACUGUGGCAAAAUGUCUCCAGCAUUGCCAAAUGUGCCUGGGAGACAAAUGACCCCAGCUGAGAAGCUCCGAGGUAGGCUGUUGGAAGAAAAUUGAAGACUCAGUGAAUUCAGAGUGUCUGUCCUACUCCUUUUCUCUCUCCUUCAUUGUUACCUUAGGAAACAGUUAGCAAAAAGAAGUGAUACUAUUUUAAAAUAAAUAGUGGUUCUUCUUUGCUGGUUAAUAAGGUGGGGGAAAAUGUCAUGUUGUAGUCGUUUUCUGCUGUUUUUACCCAGCUACCCUCACCCCCCGGAGAAGGCAAUGGCGCCCCACUCCAGUACUCUUGCCUGGAAAAUCCCAUGGACAGAGGGGCCUGGUAGGCUGCAGUCCAUGGAGCUGCUGGGAGUUGGACACGACUGAGCAACUUCAC
Cervus elaphus (red deer) is the source of this 5227-nucleotide messenger RNA. It is a transcript of the gene GK5, whose product is annotated as glycerol kinase 5. Gene Ontology annotation, molecular function: glycerol kinase activity. The record is from RefSeq and is a predicted model, not a curated record. Bases 140 to 1726 code for a protein of 528 amino acids. Gene Ontology annotation, cellular component: mitochondrion. Lineage: Eukaryota; Metazoa; Chordata; Mammalia; Artiodactyla; Cervidae. Gene Ontology annotation, biological process: glycerol metabolic process; glycerol-3-phosphate biosynthetic process; triglyceride metabolic process. The transcript has 16 exons.